AUGUGUAACCCUGAAUAUAAAUAUGCUCUUUAUAGGGAUCAAUACGGGUUCAUCAAGGGCUCACAAUGGGUAUCUGUAGAAGAACAGGACACCUUUGAAAUAUCAUACCAGCCCAUUGUAAAUCGCCGACUACAAAAGUGGCGACGGCUGAUUGCAGAAAAUGAUGGCGAGUGGCCACAGCCGAGCAGUAAAUUCAAGCGAUUCAUUCGUAAAGGAAUACCACCUGAUCUCCGUGGACAAGCAUGGCUUCAUUAUAGUGGUGCCGAGGCAAAAAAGUAUGCGAAUCCAGGCGUUUACCGAGGCUACGUGGAACGAGCCGAAGCCAUGGGUUUGGAAAAUGAAUUUUUGGAUAUCAUUGAACGAGAUCUACAUCGAACAUUUCCGGACAAUGUCCGGUUCAAAUCUAUACCCAAAAACAGCAACAACGACGUACCUGCGAUUCAAUCACUUCGACGAAUUCUUUCUGCAUUCUCCUUGUACGCCCCUGAUAUCGGAUACUGCCAAUCCUUAAACUAUAUCGCUGGUCUGCUGUUGUUGUUUAUGGACGAAGAAGAUGCAUUCUGGACAUUUGUCGUAUUGAUACAAGAUAUCUUGCCGCCCAACAUUUACGAUGUGACCAUGGAGGGUGCCAACAUUGAUCAGACAGUACUGAUGAUGUUGCUGUCAGAACGCAUCCCGCAUGUUUGGAAUCGCAUGGGUAGUGGGAAGUCGUUUUGGGAGUGUGAAGAGGCGGAUGGUAAUAAUGGCAUGCCUACCACGACCCUCGUAACGAGUCAUUGGUUCUUGACUUUAUUUAUCAAUAUUUUGCCGAUCGAGUCUGUGCUUCGUGUAUGGGACUGCUUGUUCUAG
This is a messenger RNA of Zychaea mexicana, 849 nucleotides long. RefSeq names its product rab-GTPase-TBC domain-containing protein. The coding region runs from base 1 to 849 and encodes 282 amino acids. The record is from RefSeq and is a predicted model, not a curated record. The transcript is spliced from 5 exons. Lineage: Eukaryota; Fungi; Mucoromycota; Mucoromycetes; Mucorales; Lichtheimiaceae.